UGGAGCACCAUAUCGAAAAGCGCAAUAUCAUUCAAAUAUAGCUAACAACAUUAAGAAUAUCUCUGCCAAGUCUGUGCAAGUGCAAGUGGUGAACCACCUUACGUGAUCAGUCCCCACCGUUCGGCCGAUCUAUGUCCGGUUGAGUGGGCAGUAGCUGAUGGCCGUGGCUGCGGCUGGAUGCGUGGCCGCGUACCUCAGACGCGCGCGGAGCCCUGGCACCGCGCGCUAGGCUUCCGCUGCUGCUACCUCCGAGGCCUGUCUUGCCUUGAUAGCGCAUACGUCAACGCGUCGACGUGGCGCAGCCCGCAGGAGCAGGCGCGGAAAACAACAUGGAUGCAAGCAACGACGUCGACUUCGACGCGUUCUGGGAAGAGGAAAGUCGCAACAAGACGCGCAAUCGAAUUCGUGUCGGCCGCCAAUAUCAGGCGUCUGUGCCGGCGCUUCUCAAGCCUGGCGAGAGUGAUAACCGCCGACUCGAGGAUCUGGAGACAUUGCGGUGGCGACCUGAGUCGUUGAGCGACCAAACUAUCCAGGAGUAUCUAUCAAUGGCCAAGGCAGUCAGCGUCUUCAGUCGCACUCUGGAGCACCGAAGUCACGAGAACCUGCAGAGCGCCAUUAGAGGGCUGACCGAGUUUGUCAUGAGCCAUCAUCCGUGUCAUCGUGACGCGGGCUGCCGCAUGUCGGUCAAAGCCAACUGGACUAAUAGGGAAGCCGAACUGCUGGCGUGCGCUAUCGACCGAUGUGAGAACGCCAACCGGAAGAAGCUUGCAGAACCGGAAGAUGAAACUGGCAGCGAGUGCGAGGAUGGCGCCGAAGGAGAGGACGGCGCGGACGAUGAUGAUGCAGUGCUGGGUGACGGGGAUGGUGCGGCGACAAGUGACAACGACCACGACGGUAGCGCCGGCAGUGCGGCUGGCACGGGCUGUACCGAUCCCGACGUCGAUACGCCCGUUGACGAGAAUCCGCCGUCGGAGAUCAAACCAAUCCCAGCGCGAAUUAUUGGUCGCAAGUCGGAUAACCAGCAACAUCUGUUACUGGGGGGUGGUGCGACCAAUACAGAAUCGUCUGCGCUAAUAUCUACUAGCGGCGGCUUAGGAACAGCAGGCAACGAUGGUGGCGGUAACGGCCGAGGGGGUCGAGAAGGAGCUGCGCAGACUAGUCACGGAGGGGGAGGAGCCGCAGGCACGGGAGGUGCAGGAGGUGGUGCUGCACCCGGCCAGGGCAGUCUUAAGUUCUAUCUAGGCGGCCAGCUUAUACUGAAGCUGAACCAUCAGGCUCACCAGGAGCGAAAGUCGUGGGUUGAAGCACCUGACAACCCAGCGCAGGUGACGUCGCCUGCCGCCGGCGGAGCCAACACCGGAAGCGGGAGCGGUGGCGGUGUUAGCAGUGUUGGUGGAGGAGGAAGCAGUAGUGGCAAACGGCGAGGGGGCCGUAAAGCCCAGCGUGCCUCGACCACCUCGACAGGAAUUGCGUGGCCGGAGCGUGGCUCACCCUCGCAAGAAAGUUCGAGUUCGAUCGACUCCCACAAUUCGGCCCCUAGCCACGGACCACCGACGCCCGGGUCCACGACCACCUCCACAGCAGCCGUACCAACUACGAACAGCGGGUCCACUGCCACAAAUAACAACGGUGGCAGCAACAGCAGCAGCGUCAGCAGUGCGAGCAGUAAUAACACUUCAGGCGGACAAUCUUCCUCCACUGCACAGCAGCAUAGCCAGCCUAUACCUCUUGACCUGUCCUCACAGCAAAGUUAGAGUUGUGACACCGAAACAGGCGGUGAUGUCGACAACCGCAACAACAACACCAACAACAAAAAUGACUAUUGUGUUCUAGUACAUAGUAAUAUUAAUGGUCAGUGUAUAUCUUGUAAAUAGCUUUUAGUGUAAAAGAGAUGAAAUAUUGAGAAUAAAGAUUGAUUAAUAGUAUUAUUAAUUAAGCUAAUAAUUAAAUGAUGAAUGAAAUAGGAGAUGGAUGGAUGGAAGGGUGUAGAGAAUCGCCGUGGAGAGAAACAGGUGAUUUGGGAGAAAUAAAUCGAGUUAAAAAGAAAGAACAAAAGAUGCGUUGAGAAAUCGUGCGCAACGGCGAUAAUGUAAAGGAGAUAUAAGCUGAAAUGGUAAACGUGAACGAAAAGAUUUGAGAUUCGAGUUAUAAACAGGAAAAACGACAACUUUGAAAAAAACUCCAGGAAAAUCGAUGGGGAAGGGGAAGUACGGAAGCGAGAAUGUACUGCUGAACUAUGAAGGAAACCGUAAAGGAUAUAUAACAAUGAAAAUGAUUGGAUGUUUAACAAUAAAGCUAUUAUUGUGUUCUCAUUUUAGAUUUCGUAUUUGUUUUGAUGGUGAUGGGCACAGGGUUAGGAUGACACACUUUAGUUUGAUUCGAACAGAGAGCAACGAGAAAUAACGACAUGUCUAGCUUGUGAUUUCGUACAGAUGGGAGACAUAUGGGCAAGCAGAAAGGGUUUCUGUUCUGCCAGACAAAUAUUAGAUAUUAGACUAAAAUAAAAUAAUAUUUAAUCAA
Messenger RNA from Varroa destructor (honeybee mite), 2520 nucleotides. RefSeq lists its product as uncharacterized. The record is from RefSeq and is a predicted model, not a curated record. Gene Ontology annotation, molecular function: transcription coactivator activity; transcription corepressor activity; histone deacetylase binding. Gene Ontology annotation, biological process: negative regulation of transcription by RNA polymerase II. Lineage: Eukaryota; Metazoa; Arthropoda; Arachnida; Mesostigmata; Varroidae. Gene Ontology annotation, cellular component: NuRD complex; nucleoplasm.